UCUCCGAUUCUUUUCUCUAAGAAUGCAAUGCUGAUUCACUACAAGCAAUCAGCAGCUACAAUUUUUUUUUUUUUUUGAAUGGACGAGGCUUUAACCUGGCCGAGUGGCUUUAAUUACCUCAUUCCCAGGGAGACAUUUUACAGCAUGCUAAUGAAGACUGCUCUGUGUUCAGUGCUCUGUUGCUGUGAGACAAACGAAAAGACAUCCAAAUAGUUUAAAAGGGGGUAAAGGGGCAACACCGUGCUGGACACAAUGCUAAUAAGUCACUGAGUACGAACAGAAAAAGAAAGAAAGAAAGGGGGGAAAGGGAAAGGGCAGAGAACAGGGAGAAUGAUAAAGGCUGUUUUAAGAGGAGGUGGUGAACAACAGUGUAAAUGUUAGACACAGUGGAAAGGGAAAGGGAACUGGGUUCUCAGAGGCCUCAUGGACGGACUAUGACAUGGAUCUCAUGCUCCUGACUCUCAUCCUGAUCCUCAGCACUGUGACGAGCUGCUCCAGUGAUGAAGAUUUUUGCCCAAAAGGAGCCCAGAUAGACCGAGACGGAUUGCACUGUUACUGGACGUCAGCGUCUGCAUUAACCUGGCAAGAAUCAAGGACUGAUUGUCAGAAAAUUAACCGAGGAGAUCUCGCCGUGGUGGACAAACCGAGCGUUCAGAAGUUUAUAGAAAACUCAUUUCUGCUAGAAGCCCCUGCACUGGUUUGGCUAAGAAAUGGACUCUCAAGUCUUUUAGGUUCUGCUAUCCCGAAUCAUGAAGACAGAGAGCGAGAGACUUGUUCUCAGAUGUCUCUUGGUUCGGGACAGUGGACAAGCAGCCCAUGUAUCCAAAAGCAUCGCUUUAUCUGUGGGAAACAGAUAUCAGUGUCUUUGCCAUCAUUGGACAGCUACGUCAUUGGAGUGCCGCUAAUGUCUGGCGUAUACACACAGUCCCAGUUACAUGCACUGCCCUCACCACCGGACUUAGAACAACAGAGAGCUGAAAUGAUGCUGUUCCCAGGAAUAUGGGUCAGUCACGGAGGCCAGGUGCUCUCUGUAGAACUGGUAGCUCAGCCCAGUCAGCAACUUUCCAUGGCCAAAGUUCAGAUUUUACGGCCAUACUGCAGCCCGAAUCAUCACUUAGUGCCCCCAGGCUGCAGCUCCAUCCUCAAUCUGUUCACCUGCUGCUCUGUGAAGCCUCUGUGCAACACCACCGGUGGCUGUCCAAACGGACAGUACUGGUGCCAUCUGGUGGAGAGCUGCCUGCCAGUCACCAGUCCCUGCAGCCCUUAUCACUCAUCUGCUGAUGGACACGGCUUCACUCUGCCUCCCCGCUACACUGCAGUGACUCCUUUCUACCACAUGGUGGCAGACAUAGCUUUGGAAAUACCUCCAGCUGAUGAGCCUGUCCACAUCGACGUCAUGUUUAAAGGAAAAAAGUUCCCUGUAUUUCCUGACGAUAUUAUUGCCGUUCAGCACACUAGAAGAUCCGGAGAGUUCCUGCGCUGUACGAGCGGCUCUGAUUCCGCCUGGCGCCAGAGCUACAUCUCCAUUCCUGGACCUGAGUGGGGUGGCUGGGUAGAUGUCGCAGUGCCCGCUCUGACAGAUCAAGGCCACUGGGUGGACAACAUGUCCUGCGACCUGCGUCUGAUCUACGAAGACCCUGGACAUCUCUAUGGUUCUUCUCCUCUCGUGAACAGCACACAGAGUGAACUCAGUAUAGACUUGAGCACACCGAGCAGCAUUCUGAUCAACGCUCAGACCCCAGUGACAGGAAUGCAGAUUCUCUAUCCUGUACUUAGCAAAGAAAACCAAAUACAUUUACCAGUAAAUAGCCAAACACUAUUUAUUAUCAAGAUCCUUUCAGGAAGAAAUGCGACAAGCUUAUGGUCUGCCCCGGUGUCCAGGGCAGGAGUCCCGUUCCUAAAGUCUUGUCCAGCAGAGAUUUCUGAAAUUCAGGGCAUUUGUCAGAGGGAUUCUCCUGAUACGUGGUUCUCUUACGCAUACGUCAUGCCCACUAGCCAAGGGGAACAAACUCUGAACAUUACAGCGUCGAACCAGCUGAACUCUCAGAUGCUGAGUGUGAAGAUUCAAGCUCAUAUUAUUAUCACAGGACUGAGAAUACAACCGCAGGGAUUUCAUAGAGUUCUAGUGGACAUACCACAGAUGUUCACUGCAGCAGUGGCCACUGGUUCAUCUGUGAAGUACACCUGGGUAAUUGAUAAUCUUGUCCAGUUUGCCCACACAGGAGAGGCUUACAGUGUCACUUUCAACAAACCAGCAGAGUACACGCUCAAGGUAACAGCAGAGAAUCCGGUUAGCAUUCAGUGCACAGAGGCCAAACUCACGGCAGAUGUAAUGACCCCAUUAGCUGACCUCACAUUACUCUCCAAGAGGGAGGCUGUUGCUGUAAACACCUCAGACAUCUACGCCAUUAGAGUGAAACUGGAUGUCUCUAUCGGUGUCAUAAUAAGGUGGGAUUUUGGUGAUCGUUCUAGCUGGGUUAAUCAUACAGUCAUCGCUCCGUUACAAAGGAACGAUGUACCACUGGAUCGGACUGCAACACAGAUAUACCUGCAGGACACUGCACAUCAUACCUACACAACACCAGGUGACUACACACUGAGGAUACAAGCCCAAAAUGAAUACGACUUUAUCCAAAUGGCUGUGCUACUUAAAGUGAGAUCUCCACUGACCAAGCUGCUAGUUUUAUCAAAGCCUGCUCUCCCCAAAGUGAACCAAACUAUUCUGUUUGAAGCCUCAUCACAGCCAUCUUCAUAUGGAAUAGUUUACAUGUGGAACUUUGGAGAUGGCUCGUCAGAGGUUGAAGGACCUCAUAAGAUAACCAGGCAUGCUUUUAAGAAAGCCGGUGUGUUCAAUGUUUCUGUGUGUUCCAACAACACCCUGUCAAGGCUGAAGUCCUGGAUGGUUGUAGAAGUUUUUGAAACUAUCUCAGGUGUCCAUCUGAGGUUUAAUGGCCCCAGUGAACUCAAUUCAAUCACUGAAAUCAGUGGAAGCGUAUCUACAGGUACCAAUCUCAGAUGGACCUUUGAUCUUGGUGAUGGGACUGUGUUUAAAGACCUCGAGAAGAACUCAGUCUCCCACGUCUAUAGGUCUACGGGAAACUACACUGUCCAAGUAACAGUUUGGAAUGCCGUGAGCAGCGUGAGACAGUCUAUCAGUGUAGAAAUUUAUCAACUUGCUGUUAUGGGAAUCCUGCCAGCGGACUGCAUCGUGAGUGGAAAGGAAGUAAAUCUUCAGGCACUAGUGACAGGGAAUGUUUCUCAGCUAACUUUCCAUUGGCGUUUUGGAGACAGUACUGGCAUGUCCGUGAAGAAAGGAACACCAACUAUUACCCAUACGUUCUCAGGUACUGGGCGUUACCUCGUCGACGUGACCAUCUAUAGCCAAGCAGGAUCUGCACACUAUCAGACAAACGUAUGUGUUGAGACCUUAAUUACAGAUUUGAACCUGCACUCAUCUCUAAACGUUGCAGCGGUGGGUGAAGAGAUAUGUUUUGAUGUGUCAGUGCUUCCAGCCCGUGGUGAAAGCUACCAAUUUCUCUGGUAUAACAGCUCUUCCUGUGACUGCCCUGUCAAUGGGACAUCACAUCACUGCUUUGUUUUUUCAGAAGAAGGCAAGCAUGAAAUUGUGGUAAUCACACAAAACCAGGUCAGCAAAAAAUCUGCAGCAACAGCCAUUUUUGUCCAAAGACCUAUAUCAAAACUGAUUGUACGACACAAUGGCGAUAUGGAUGUGUUUACUGUCAAUCAGUCAUAUUACUUUUGGACUGAGCCAAGCCAGAAUAAUGUUGUUACUGAGUGGGACUUUGGUGAUGGAUCACUGAAGAAUGAAGGCCAAAAUAUGUCACAUACUUUCACAUCAGCUGGUCAGUAUCAUGUCAGUGCUUCAGUUUUUAAUGCAAUUAGCAAAGAGAUUGUGGGUGUUGAUGUAGAAGUCCAGGUUCCUAUAUCUAAUGUAAUAAUACAUACUAAUCAGCCAUUUGCAGAAGAAGGACAAGAAGCAGUUUUCACUGUUUCAAGCAAUGUCAUGGAUAAAGUCGAUUUUUAUUGGACAGUGGCCUCCCUGGCUGAUUCACAGCUUGGAACAUCAGAGUACAAAUAUGUGUUUCCAAAAGCAGGGAUCUUUCAUGUUAGAGUCAUAGUACAGAAUCUUGUCAGCAAAAUUGAAACCUCAACAACAAUCGAGGUUUUAGAGAGAAUACAAGACGUCCAAAUUACAAGCCAGAUUCUUAAAUCUAUGAGAUAUUUCCCCACAAACGAGACCAUCACUUUGAUUGCUUCUGUAAACCAUGGUACCAGCUUGGCAUAUCAGUGGUUAGCUCUUCAAGAUGGUGUUAAUGAUGUAGUUGGUGUUGGCGAACAUUUUAAAUUAUAUACAAGUCACCCUGGGAAUGUGUCUGUCAAGCUUAUAGUUGCCAAUGUUCUUGGUAAAGUGCACAGUAAUUUUUCUUUAAGGGCAGUUGAACAUAUUUCUGGUGUAAAUAUCUCAUCACCAUUAAACGUAAUAGCAAAAGGAAAACCCAUUAAGAUAGAAGUGACUAUGAAAACUGGGACAGAUCUUCAGUAUAUUUGGUUUUUAGAUAAUGAUCGCUCUCCUAUAACAACAGAUGUACCUGUUGUAGUUCAUGUUUUCAAUGCCACUGGUGGUUUUAAGCUAAAAGUGUCAGUGGGAAAUGUUCUGGGCUCAGUCAAUACCACUAAACAACUCACAAUUCAGGAGCCCGUUUCAGAGAUUGACUUUGAGGUAAAUGGCCAAUCACAUCCCUGCUUUGUCACAUCAAACAGUCUCUUGAAGUUCCAUGGAUCUGUCAGAAAAGGAAAUGAUCUACACUGGGAGUGGACUUCCAUUUUAUGGGAAAGAAGUGCAAUUGUUUUAGGUAAAAAUCAAACCAUCAACUACUCCUUUACAGAUGCAGGAGAUCAUCGUGUAACACUUAACGUCUCAAAUGAGAUCAGCUGGCAGUCCGUGUCACAUAUAGUAACAGUGCAAGAUGCCAUUAAAGGUCUUAGUCUAAGAAUCAGCGAUGCGAUCAUCUGUGAGAAUGAUCCAAUCACUUUCACGCCGUCCAUCAUUCAGGGAAGCAGUGUUUCAUUCAGCCUGGAAUUUCCAGGAGGGAAUACAUCCCUAAAAGUUCAGGAGGAUUUUACCACUUCAUCCAUUCCUGUCGGAAAUCACACCAUCAAAGCAAUUGCUAAGAAUCUUGUUAGUGCCUUAUCAGUAAACAUCACAGUGAAGGUAGUAGAACGAGUUAAAGGUCUUCAUUUGGUUGACUGCUGCUCUUCUGUCUUGGAAGCCUCAAAAACGGUCAGUUUCAAAGCAUCAGCAAGCACAGGAUCUAAGGUCACUUACCGAUGGAAUUUCCACUUAGACGGCUUCAAAACCUUACAACAAACUGGUCAAAAUGUCCUGUAUUCCCCAUUUAGCAAUGGAUCCCUGUCUGUGACAGUAGAAGCUAGGACUGACUUCUGUUCGCAGUCCAUUACAAAGACAGCGCAAGUUCAGUGGCCAGCGAAAAAUGUGAAGCUCUCCAUCUUAUCUGGUAGACCUUUUGUAGAUCACAAAGUCACAUUUUUUGCCCUUGUUGAUGGUGGGAGUGACCUUAUGUUCAAGUGGAACUUUGGUGAUGCUAAUGAAGGGAUCAGGGUUACAAAAUCCAAUAAGGAAGUCUACAAAUAUAAUGUUGAAGGCAGAUUUGUGGUCCAAGUAACUGUUUUCAAUAACAUCAGCCAAGUCUCAGCACACUUCCCCGUUCUGGUAAGGAAACUGGAAUGCACCCAGCCUCGCGUCACCCUCAUCCAAGAACAGGCGAAAAUUCUUAAAUCAAGGCCAAACUAUUUUGAAGCAAGUGUGGAUCUGAAUGAUUGCAUUUCUUACAAGACAAACUACCUCUGGGAGAUCUUUAAGGCUCCAGACUGCACAGAAAGGAAAGUCUUUUUAAAUGGUUCAGUGGAUGUUACCACACCACUCCUGACUCUCCCAAAGCACACACUAGAAUUGGGAGACUAUUGUCUAAAGUUUACUACUAGUUUUGAAGGAACACCAUUACAACAUUAUAAGACUACAGGGUUUUCUGUAGUGAACAGUCCAUUGGUUCCACUGAUCAAAGGUGGCUCUUUCCAAAUUUGGUCAAACCAGAAAGACCUGAUACUAGAUGGAACUGAAUCUUAUGAUCCUGACACUACAGUUCAAGAUGCUGAUCUGUUGGAGUUUCAAUGGGACAUAACAAUAGAGCGGAACACCAGCACAUCUCGCUAUCCAGCAUCCUUCCUUGAUAAUUAUCCUAUUCAGUGCAACAGCAGCAAGCUUAUUCUGCCCAGGCAUGUACUAGAGCCAGAGAGAGUGUACCACUUCACACUAACAAUUCAGAAACAUGGUAGAUCACCUGUCUCUACUGUCCAGCAUGUUCAAAUAAAUGAAGCAGAAGUGCUACCUGUGACUAUAAAGUGUGUGUCCUGCAGAUUGGUGUUUUCUUCUUCUGUCAGUUACAGCCAUCCUAUUGCUUUGGCUGGACGUUGUCCUCUGUGCAAUAGCACUGUUCAGUAUAACUGGACUGCGGAAAACUCAAAAGGUGAAGUUUUACUGCUGAAUGAAGUCACCACUUCAACAGGACACAGCUUUGCAGAUCUUGUCAUGAGACCCAAUAUGCUAAAACCUGGAUUUGAGUAUAUAUUCAGUCUUAAUGUGACCCAACCAGCUACUGGACUAUGGGGAUCAGCGAGCAUUGCUUUAACCCCCAAUCACCCACCCAAGGCCGGCAACUGCACACUGUCUCCAGGAGAUUCGGUUCAACUUCUACAAAAUGUAGUUUCAUUCAACUGCUCAGGCUGGGUGGAUGAAGACAGUAGCUCUGCUCAGAUGAUAUACGCUCUUCAUGUAGCACAAUGUGAGAGGCCGGGAACACAGUGUCCCUUGAUAACCCUAUACCGAGGCACACAAGGCACUUUUGGCACGCUGGUACCCCUGGGCAUUACAAGACCAGGCCACAAUGCUUCCAUCAUUACUGUAAUAGUGACUGUUGAAGACAACAUGGGAGCCAAAGUCACUGCUAUCAAUAGGAAUCUGGUAGUCAUGGUGCCUGUGAGUGACCAAGAUACAACGGAAUGGUUGAGGAAAAAGAGUCAGGAGGAACUGUGGGCUUUACUGAAACAAGGCAACCCUCAGGAUGUUAUACCAUAUGCUACUGCUCUGACCAGCCAGCUCAAUCAGUUAAAGGCCACUAGCAUGCAGGAGUUUAAGGACAAAGUCCAGAUGCGAGGCAAUGUGACCCAGGCCUUGGCCUCUCUCUCAGUGUCCUCGCUUCAGGAUGCAGCACAAAUUAGCUCAGCUUUGGCUCAUUCAACUGCCAUUACUUCUGAGAUUCAUUGUGGAGACUGUAACUCUCGAGUCGUGGAGGCCAUGGGGAAGAUGAUCAACGUGAUCAGAGAGCAAACUAGACAAGGAGAUGUUACUCCUAUAGACACUGGAAGGAAUAUUCUGAAUGUUUUAAGUAGCUCAAUGUCUGUUCAGUAUUCAGCAAACGCUUCAGGUUUACUCUCCCGCCACACUCAACAUCAAGACACUGCAAUGUCAGCGUUUUAUCAGGUCGGACAGCUAAUGCGUAGCUUAAUGUGGUCACGGAUGCCUGGCGAGGAAGCUCUGUCCCUCAAAGCGCCACAAAUCAACGCCGUAGGCAAACGCAGUGACCUGACUUCAGACCUCCUGUGUACUGACCUGUCCAGCCCUUGCCAGUUUCACAUCCCUCCGAAUCUGAGCUCACAACUGAGGACUGAAAGACAGGAAAUUGUUCAGAUUCUCCUGUUUAUGGAGAGCGAGGCGCUCCCAUUCAUCUCCGCUGCAGAUCCACCAAUUUCUACUACGCUAGCUGCGAUGGAGUUCGCCACACCACAGGGUCUGCCGAUCCCCAUUGCAAACCUGACGGCAGAAAGUGCCAUACGUGUGACUCUACAAAACAAGAAGAUGGAGGUCUCAGGAAGGGUUAAUGUCACUCUGCCAUCAGAAGGAAUUGUGAAUUUCACAGUCGGGGCUGUUGAAACGGAGCCGAAUGCUGGGCUCUUUGUCGCCUUUAACUUCAGCUUGAUUCAAGGAAGUGGUACGUUGAGCUCUGGAAAAGUCAGCAUCAUUGUAACUGAUGACCAAACCUUUCAACCGUCCCAACACUCUCAUGUUAAAGAACUCACCCUCGCCUUCUCAAGCACGAGACCUUCAGUGGAGGAAACAGUCUUCCUCACACCAGUCUUGAAUGGCUCUGCUAAGGACCUGUACGUGACCCUAAAGAACAGCGUGGGUGUGGAGUUGUGUGUCUCGGUGUGUGUGUUCAGCUCGCUCUGCCAGUUCUUCAGCAUGGAACAGAGACGCUGGAGCACAGCCGGUCUGAGCGUGCUCAGUACUAGCAGCCCUGACGCUGCUCACUGCCUCACUGAGCACCUCACACUGUUUGGAGCCAGUCUGUUCAUUCACCCAGAUGCCAUCGUACUACUCCCACCAUCAGAUGGACCGAGCAGGAACUUGCUGGUGGGGAUAGUGUGUGGGAUUCUACUCCUGAUUCAUCUGCUGGUUGGUCUCAUCACCCACAAACUAGACCAUCUGGACAGCCUGCGCUUGAGCUCCAUCCCACUAUGUGGCCAGUCAGGUCGCUACCGUUAUCGGGUACUGGUCAAAACUGGCUGGUACAGAGGGGCCGGAACCUCUGCUCAUGUAGGUAUUAGUCUGUAUGGUCUAAACAAAAGUGGCUCACGGCACCUGCAAAGAGAAGGAGCUUUUCAGAGGAACGGUCUAGAUGACUUUCAGGUAGAAACUGAUGUUAACUUGGGAGAAAUCUGGAAAAUAUGCAUCUGGCAUGACAACACAGGUCUGGACCCUUCAUGGUAUCUUCAGCAUGUGACAGUGUGGGACAUGCAGACGGAUAACAUGUUCUUCUUCCUGGUGGAGGACUGGCUGUCUGUGGAGAAUGAAAAGAACUCGGGAUUGGUUCAGAAAGUGGUGCUGGCUACAUGCCCCCCAGAGCUUCGGCAGUUCGGGAGGAUUUUGCGUGCACAGCUCCUAUUCGGACUGCAGGAUCAUCACCUCUGGCUGUCUCCAUGGGAGCGUCCAGCUCACAGCACUUUUAGCCGAGCUCAGAGAGUAACUUGCUGCGCUCUGAUUCUGCACCUUUACCUGGCAGCAGGGGCAGUGUGGUACGGAGCAGUGGCCACAAUAAGCAGCGGAGGUCCAGUCGCUGACCUGAUGCCGAUGACCCCAGAGACCAUACUGGUUGGAAUGACCAUCGCUGUUGUGAUGUUUCCCCUCCAAUCCCUCCUCACCUUCCUGUUCAGAAAGACCAAGAGCAAGGUUGCCGUGGAGCUCUCUCUGCCUCCUUCCCCCAUGUCUGAUAUUGUAGAGAUGGAUGUGUACUUCAGCCACCCAGAUAUGUCCUGCGCUUCCUUUUUGUCCAUGCCUACAGGCCACGAGUCCUCCACACAUGAAGGAUCUUCCCUUGAGUCCUUGGAGAGCCCAAAACUGGAGUCGGAAUUUUGGAACACUUCACACUUUGGGAGUGAAAGUCCUCGCUCUAGCAGAGUGGACCAGUGGACAUCAAGCGACAGCAUUUUAGGCCUUGCUGAGGUGAUCGGACCCACACGGCUGUUGAAGAGAAAAAGAGCGCUUCUUCAGUUAAGACUGAAUUCUCCAACAUCUGAAUGUUCAAGCUCUGAAGAUAGCAGUUCUCCAUAUCUGAAGAAACAGCAACCAUCGUUCUCUGGAGAGGAGUUGCAGCCUGUAUCUGCAGAUCCUUUCUUAUCCAGUGCUGCUUCCUCAGGGCCAAGUACAUCUGAUAGUGGCCGAUAUUCACCCAACGAAACUGUUCUAUCUGACACACUGGAAAGUUCCUCUAGUGAAUGGAUGGAUCUGAGUGUGGAGAAAUCAGAUUGCGACACUGGUCUUUAUAAAUCCCACUGUUCCAUGUCAGUGUGUAGUGUGGCCAGUACCUUCCUCCCCAGUCUUCCCCCAGACUCCUUCAGCACCACCUCCACCACACACAUAGGUGUGUCUCGCAGUGGGCCAGGUCUGGUGCUACCAUCUUGGGUGUUGGCUGUGGCUUAUCUUCUUGUGGCUGUGCUCUUGGGAAUGUGUCUGACCUUGGUGGGCUUAUACGGGAGCACCUUCUCCAACUCGGUGCUCCUCAUGUGGCUCACUUCGGUCCUGUCAGCCUUCUUCACAUCAGUCCUGGUCCUGGAGCCUCUCAUGAUAUGUGUUCGGGCCAUGUAUCUUGCCUCUGUGGUGAAACCAGUAGAUCCAGAGGUGGAGGAUCGGUUGGUCCAGGAGACUGUAGUGAUGAGGAUGGGGAAGGAUCAAGGGGUUAAAGUGCGUCCUCUCUGUGGCUACGGCCUGCUGCAUGCUAAAGAGGAGGCACGGAAAGUACGAAUUCUCAGAAAUCUAAUGAAGAACUGCCUGAUCUACAUGCUGUUCCUCUUGGUGGUUCUCAUGAUGAACUAUCAGGAUAAUAUCCAGCAGAUGAACAGCAGAUUGCUCCACCCUGCAGUUAAACGUUCAAUCAUCUCAGCCUCGCCAGGACAUCCUAACCUUACAGCCCUAUCAGGGUGGACAGAAGUGUGGCAGUGGAUGGACCAAAGCUUAACAGCACACCUCCAUAAAAAUCCCUCCCUCACUCUGAUUGGCUUAGCACGACUACAGAGAAUGAAGGCAACAAGCUAUUGUGGAGGGAAUACCAAAGACACAGUGAAUCAUGGCCAGAUGUUGAUGAUGUUCAGUGCUCAAAAUUCAGGACAUCUGAGACAAAGACACCAAAGCAACAGUACUACCUCCCUCCUCACCUGGCCGUGGUCCACAGCACAGUCAUGUGUCUCCAGUGAGACCGACGAGAUGUUGCUCGGAAACAGCAGUUUCUUCACCAGUCACAUCCUGUCAGGCCUGAAACAAACACAUUGGAUCACAGCAGAGAUGCAAGCCAUGUUAGUUGAGUUUACUCAGUACCACAGAGAGACAGGGAUGUUCCUGCCAGUCUCCAUACUGCUGGAGAAAACACAGACACAGCGGAUUCUCUCCACCAUCUCCAUCCAGUCUUUUCAUAUCCCAGGCUCUUUCUCUGGACUAGACUUAAACAUCGCCAUAACGGCUCUACUGCUGAUCUUCUCCUUGUGUUUUCUGAGUGCCGAGGUUUGGAGGAUGCUCAGAGAGCGAGCUCAGUACCUAACCCAGGGUUGGCAUCUCUUCCAGCUCUUGAUCGCUUUACUGUCCUUCUCAGCAGCUUCAGUGCGCUUUUGUUUCUUGUCCACGGCCACCACAUGCCUUUCUGUUCAUGUCUCCCAGCCUGACACCUUCACUGGAUUUCACAGCAUUGCCGCUUUAGCCAAGAGUUCCUCGCAGCUCUCGGCUGUGUUACUGAUGCUGCUGGUUCCACAGAUGGCAAGUUCUCUGCAGUUUGUAAGAAGAUGGGUGGUAUUCGGAAGAGUUCUCCAUCUGGCCUGCUCUGAGAUCUGUGGAGUAGCCCUCCUGUUCGUGCUUCUGCUGCUUCUCUUCUCCCACACAGGCAGCUUGCUUUUCUCAGUUUCAGUGGAAGGCUUCAGGACUGUAAUGCAAGCUAGUCAGACUGUGAUGUGCUUGUUAAGAAAUCGAAUAGUUUUACGGCAAUUGUCUGAGGAGCAUCCAGUGCUUGGGCCCCUAUUCUGCCUCACUGUAUUUGGGCUGGGGUUCUGGCUCCUUGGGCGUCUAUGUGGAGCCGUAUUACUGCAUAGGUACAAGACUAUCCAGGCAGAAAUGUACCGGCCAUCCAUGGAACCACAGGACUAUGAGAUGGUAGAGUUUCUCAUCAAGAGGCUCAAGCUAUGGAUGGGGCUCACCAAGAUAAAGGAGUUCAGACACCGAGUAAAGUUUGAGGGCAUGGAAUCACCACCUUCCAGAUCAUCCCAGUGCUCCCAGUUGUCCAGCAUCUCCUCGCCCAUCAGUCCUCCAGGGCCUCGUCUGGUGUCCUCUGCUUCUUCUCAGGUCUCAGAGUCUUCCACCCUCUCUGAGAGCCAUGAGGUCCAGCAAUACCUGGAUCGCUUGCUGCCCUCCGUGGACAGUCUCCUUGCUGGUUUUGAUCGUGUCAAUCAACUGACCGAUGAUGUCUUGAACAUUGAGCAGCAGCUUCAGAAAGUCCAAAGCAGAAUUGUCCAGAACAGAAGGAAGCAAAGCGAGCCACAACCACAGAUGCCCCCAACCCCAAAACUGGCAAGACCUAGCCAAUCUUCCCUUUGCAUGGGACUGAAGCCUCUUCGGUCUUCUCAUGAUGGUAUUCCUGAAGUCCCCCCUCGUCGCCGUGCUACCCAAUCCGAGUCAUCUCUCCUGGGGCCUUCUGCUCAUCUCAUGACUUAUCUAUCAGCAGCAGGAAGGAGGACUUCUCAGAUAGCAGACCCAGAGAUUAAGGGUUACCCUCGACGAAGAGCCUGGCACUCAGGAUCCUGUCACUCUGCAGAUACCAUUCAAAGGUUCACUAAGUCUCAAAGCCCUGGGGCCAUUCCUGUAAGACCUCGCAGUGAAGAAAGGGAUUGGACUGAAGCAAGUGAAGGCAUGCCAAUUAAAAAAAGAGCCUGGCACUCUGAUCCCUCUGAGAUAGAAAAGGACUAAGUCUGUUGUGUGUGUUCUACAGACACAAAAUUUGGUAGAGUUCACUGGUAGGGGUAAAAACUUUUGUAUUCUUUAAAUGUGAACAGGAAGUCAAGUAAGGAGCAAGAAAGUGGGACAUUUAUGCUCCAUCUUUUUUAUACCAAAGAAAUUAACCAGUUCUUUGGUGUACCUAUCAAUCAUUUCUGUGUUCUAGUUAACUUGUACUGGUACAUGCCUUAUUUUAACUCCCAAAUAAUUUCUCAGCACUGUGACAUUUGUACCACAAAUUUAUGCUGUUCAUACAUGCAGCUUAAGGGACUGUUAAAGAAUGUGUUGCCUAUAUAUUUUUUAAUUAUAAUUAUCAGAGACCCUUAAGCUGGGGUUUGAAUUAUGGGAUGGAUAAAUAUCACAUUACUAUGUUUAUCCCAGAACAAACUCAGGACAAAUGAGCUGGAUAUCAUUAAGACAUUUCUUCCAUGAUUUUUUUUUUUUGGUAACUUUUUUUUUUUCAGUCAUGCUUUUCUUAAUGGCUGUUCCUACCAAAAAUAAAAAAGUGAGUACACUGAGUAAAAAAGACAAGACUCUUGAAUAUACAAUUGAAUAAACACUGGGAUGAUGUUGUUUGGACAGUGAACAUCUGGAUCUCAAUCGGCAGGAGCAAAAACAUGAGCACAAAAACUGGCCUAAAGUUAUACAUAUUUUUCAUGUCUGUCUGAUUAUAGCUUUGCUCAAUAAAUACAAUCAGAUCUUUUGUCAUCAACUGUAAGUUGCACAGAAAACUAUAGCCAUAUGGUGAAAACAUUCUGCAGUGUAAUUAUGAUGGGUCGGCCGUGUGAGAACAUCCUGAAAGCAUAGCUGUCAAAACAACCUCCCUCUUGUUUGUAAGGUGAUAUUUGAGUGACACUAAUGUAAACUCAGAGUGGGAACAAACUAACUGAGGAAGAGCUGUCUCUGUUAAAUAUCUUAAGGUAAAUUGGAAUUAGGUGUCACAUAGAGACUGCUUAAAAGUAAAGCUGACAAAAUAAUUAAGUAUAUACAAUGUAUGUCGGGAUACUUAAUAAGAACCCUGAGGGCUGUGAGCUGAGAAGACAGAAAGUUCUUUAUUUUUAAUACAGCCUCAUUAGAGUGUAUUGCAUGAUGUUACUGUUAGAUAUUACAGUGCCUUUUGUUAUAGUAAGCUGUUGGAGUUAGUGCAUAGGGUUUAAUACAUGGCCCUCACAUCAUUAUUUUGAAAAAAAGAAAAAAAAGGCUCCUAUUGCUACCAGCAAAAGCUCUGACACCAGAUGUGGAAAUCAACCUGAUGCUCCAGACAGUGACACAAGCAACCAUGUAAUAUUUAAACUAGUCACGAACAGGGGGAGGUCUCAGCAUGAAAGACGUGAUGGUUCAGAGUUCUGUUUGGAAGCUUGCACAUCAUCAUCACUCAAAAGACACAUCCCUCACCACAUGGCACAACUGCACCAGUGGGAAUCAUUUAUUACUCUUGCUAACUCCAUAAACUUUAUAAUUCAGAAAUUCAUUUCAGCACAAUGUUAUCUCUGAUGCUGUGUGGAUUUAUCAGUGCAUGAUAAUGACUUAUGAUUGAAAGGCAGAUAAUAUCACUGUCAUGAAUGAAAGACUUUAAAUGCAAGAUUUUUCAAACCAUGGACUGAAUUUUGUAAAAGGAAAUACUGUUAUAAGCAUUUUACCACUUACAUUUAAAGUACUACAUACAAUUAAAGCAUUUCAGUAUAUAUGUAUGAGAGGAAAACUGUUCAAGAUUGUUGAGCAACUUUUUUGAUUAUGAAAAUGUGACAUCUGAAUGCUUUCAUUACUACUGUAAACCCCUGGAUUCACUUAUCUCUUAGCUCUCAGAUUCAUACAGUCACAUUAUUUUAUGUGCAAGAAUGAACAGAAUUAAUACUGCGUCUUCAUCUUCGAUGAGGGAAAAAUAUUAAAAAUAUCGGCUUAAUUUCAAAGCACUCUACAUUAGAUUGUAACUGUUGUAGGUCAUUUGUUAUUAACUAUUUUAUUGCUUUGUCUGUUGGUAUAUUUAAAUAUACUCUGGACCUAAAUGAAAAAUUAAUGGUACCGAAUUUAAUCAUCAUUGUCCAAACCUACACAUGCCACUGAACUAAGGUUAUGAACAUUCUACUGGUCUACUGUUACCUCAUUGUACAAGAAUAGCAAACACUCCAAGGCAUUGUUUGCUUAGUUGUAUUUUCCAUGUUGU
Pangasianodon hypophthalmus (striped catfish) is the source of this 14789-nucleotide messenger RNA. RefSeq names its product polycystic kidney disease 1b (gene pkd1b). The record is from RefSeq and is a predicted model, not a curated record. Gene Ontology annotation, cellular component: membrane. Bases 440 to 12598 code for a protein of 4052 amino acids. Gene Ontology annotation, biological process: kidney development. Gene Ontology annotation, molecular function: protein binding. The transcript has 42 exons. Lineage: Eukaryota; Metazoa; Chordata; Actinopteri; Siluriformes; Pangasiidae.